AUGGUUUCAGAAUAUGGAGUUUUAAAAUUACAUUCUUCAAGGCAAAAGCAUACGAAAGCCAUGUCUGCAAUACCAAGCAAAACAAAACAGCAUAAUAUCAUGUCCGCAUUUGUUACGAAAGGAAUUAUGUCGAAGAAUAAAGUUGUCACAGCGACUAAAAUCAAGCUGGCGGGUUUUCUAGCUGAGCAUAAUAUUGCAUUCCAAACUGCAGAUCAUAUGUCAGAUUUAAUAAAUGGUAUAUUGGAAGAUUUUGGAGUGGAACAUAAAAUUGCUAUGAAAAGAACAAAAGCUACAGCUGUAAUCACCGAAGUAAUUGGUGAAAGUGAAAAAUCGUCUCUAGCCGAAAAACUGAAAACUGAGAAAUUCAUUGUUAUGUCUGACAAGUCAACAGAUGUCAGCACUCACAAGGCCAGUUGUAUAAUUGUUAGAUAUUAUAACGUUGAUUAA
This is a messenger RNA of Parnassius apollo (apollo), 447 nucleotides long. The record is from the annotation of a GenBank genome assembly. Lineage: Eukaryota; Metazoa; Arthropoda; Insecta; Lepidoptera; Papilionidae.